GGGGGGUCCACUCUCUCUUAACACCCCCCCCAGGCUUGGAACCCAGGGUCCAUUAGGAGAAGACGGAGAAGGCAGUACAGACAGACCGCAGUACAGACAGGGUAGAGCAGGCAGGACAAACGGACCGCAGGACAAACGGACCGCAGGACAGACAGUAGAGGGUUGUGGUUGUGUAUCCUUCUUCUUUCAUACAGGAGACUGCAAGAGCUGAUGUUUGGCCUCUACAGACAGCAUGACCAGCAGAGGCGCUUACACUGUGAAUAAGAUGGCAUCAACAACUCCUCCACCUCAGAGACGUGUGGAGAAGCCUCAGAAGAAGCCGACGGCGGAGGCGGUGAGAGGGGCGAUCCAGCUGGGCAUCGGCUACACCGUGGGGAACCUGAGCUCCAAACCCGACAGGGACGUCCUCAUGCAGGACUUCUACAUGGUAGAGAGUGUGUUCUUGCCCAGUGAAGGCAGUAAUAUGACCCCAGCGCAUCACUACCCAGACUUCCGAUUUAAGACCUACGCCCCACUGGCCUUCCGAUACUUCAGAGAGCUGUUUGGAAUCAAGCCUGAUGACUACCUGUACUCCAUCUGUAAUGAGCCCCUGAUUGAGCUGACCAACCCGGGGGCCAGCAGCUCCUGGUUCUACCUGACCAGCGACGACGAGUUCAUCAUCAAGACCGUCACGCCCAAGGAGGCCGAGUUUCUCCAGAAGCUCCUGCCAGGGUACUACAUGAACCUGAACCAGAAUCCCCGCACACUGCUGCCCAAGUUCUACGGGCUCUACUGCGUCCAGUGCGCCGGCAUCAACAUCCGACUGGUCGUCAUGAACAACGUGUUGCCGCGGGCGAUGAAGAUGCACUACAAGUACGACCUGAAGGGCUCCACCUACAAGCGGCGCGCCUCGCGGAAGGAGCGGACCAAGGGCUCGCCCACCUUCAAGGACCUGGACUUCCAGGAGAUGAUGAGCGAGGGACUCUUCUUCGACCCCGAGACCCACAGCGCCUUGAUGAAGACACUGCAGAGAGACUGCCGGGUUCUGGAGAGCUUUAAGAUCAUGGACUACAGCCUGCUGCUGGGCGUGCACGUUGUGGAGCGGGGGCUGAGGGAGAGGGGGGGACGUGGGGACAGUAAGAGACAGAAGGUCCUCUACUCCACCGCCCUCGAGUCCAUCCAGGGGGACGGCAAAGCUGCCAAACCUGUGCCUGACGACGACACGUUGGGGGGCAUUCCAGCCAAACACAAAGAGGAGAAGCUGCUCAUCUUCCUCGGGAUUAUCGACAUUCUGCAGUCCUACAGAUUCAUCAAGAAAGUGGAACACUCCUGGAAAGCACUCGUUCACGAUGGGGACACCAUCUCUGUGCAUAGACCCAGCUUCUACGCUGACAGAUUCCUCAAGUUCAUGGGCGGUACAGUCUUCAAGAAGACCCACCCCUUGCGUGGGUCGUCUCGUCGAAAGCGCACGUCUCUGCACGCCCAGCGCUCGGCAUCACAGGAGCUCCUGUCCACCCCGACGGAGCCGCAGAAGGAGAGGAAGACUCAGAGUCUCGCCAGCCUGGACAGCCCCGACAUGUCCUGUGGAGGCCAGCCUGACGUGGUUCCAUCCUCGGCUGACCUGGGUGAGGUGUGUUCGGCCCUCACCCUCUCCUCCUCCUGCUCUUCGGCCUCCAGAUCAGACGCUUCCUCGGAGAGCAGGGGGGAGCGCCGCACGUCCAGUGCAACUCUGGUGCUGGGAGCCGCCACCCCCCCCUCGCGUGACCCCUCCUCAGCACCCUCCUCCGACUCUGAGCUGGAUGUUUACCUGUGAGGAGCUGAGGGGCCUUGCUGGUGGAGUCCCACGGAUGAUGUCACCCAGAGAGGCGGAGUCUGGAGGCUGAGUGACGUCUGGCCCUUUCAGGCUCCAUUUCCCCCCACAGCUCCCUCUGCUGGCCAGAGCCAGCGCUGACCGCUGAGUCCCUCUCCCAUUCUGCUGCUGCCGGAGGAGGCCAGGUAUCAGCAGACCAACCCUCAGUGACUGUCAUCACCACUGGCCCCUCCCACCCUGAAUCACUUCCCCUUUAGGCCCCACCCCCUCUGCCCAGGUAGCUGCUGAUUCCGGAACAGCACACCUUCCUGUGUGUGUGUGUGUGUGUGUGUGUGUGUGUGUGUGACUGUGUGUGUGUGUGUGUGUG
Molecule: messenger RNA, 2156 nt
Organism: Clupea harengus (Atlantic herring)
Lineage: Eukaryota; Metazoa; Chordata; Actinopteri; Clupeiformes; Clupeidae
Gene: pip5k1ba
Product: phosphatidylinositol-4-phosphate 5-kinase, type I, beta a
Biological process (GO): phosphatidylinositol phosphate biosynthetic process
Cellular component (GO): plasma membrane
Molecular function (GO): 1-phosphatidylinositol-4-phosphate 5-kinase activity
Source: RefSeq, a predicted model, not a curated record